Myxocyprinus asiaticus (Chinese sucker) is the source of this 1110-nucleotide messenger RNA. RefSeq names its product calcium-binding protein 2-like. The coding region runs from base 266 to 952 and encodes 228 amino acids. Gene Ontology annotation, molecular function: calcium ion binding. The record is from RefSeq and is a predicted model, not a curated record. The transcript is spliced from 7 exons. Lineage: Eukaryota; Metazoa; Chordata; Actinopteri; Cypriniformes; Catostomidae.
GUUUUUUUAAGUUAAGAUUUGUUUUAUCAGAUAUUUAAAAGAAAGGCUCUUAGAAGAGAAAGAAUGCUUAGGUUUACAGGUACCUUUGUUCGGUUGGUUUUGCUAAUUAAAUAACAUAGCAAUAAUUUACUUGGUUCAUUAGAGUGAUUAUUCCUCACCGAAUAUGGAAGCAUGUGAGUGUCAUAUUGUCACUUCGUAAAAAAAAAGGGCUAAGAAGGGCAGAAGAGGAGAGGUGGGAAAACGUCAGUUCACUGAGGAAUAAGGCAUGGGGAACUGCACCAAACCAUCCAUGAAAAACAAAAUUAGGAAGGGUGUGGCUGAGGGUAAAGGGCCUGAGCCUGUGGCACCAGGGCCCUGCCCACCCGGAGAAGCAGAUGGAGAAAAAGAAGUAACUUCUGAGUUUAAGGAGCCUCUCAGUUCGCUGGUCCAAAACUGCACCAUACUGCAUAACAUCGUCGGACCAGCAUGUGUCUUCCUAAGACAGGGCUUCGCAAAGUCACAGCUCGACAGAGAACUGCGGCCAGAGGAGAUUGAAGAACUAAGAGAAGCCUUUAAAGAGUUUGAUAGGAACAAAGGAUACAUUAACUGCAGGGAUCUGGGCGAAUGCAUGCGGACUAUGGGAUACAUGCCAACAGAGAUGGAACUCAUUGAACUGAGUCAACAAAUUAGUGGGGGUAAAAUUGAUUUUGAGGACUUUGUGGAGCUCAUGGGCCCCAAAAUGCUGGCAGAGACAGCGGACAUGAUUGGAGUCAAGGAGUUAAGAGAUGCCUUUAAAGAGUUUGACUCCAACGGUGAUGGGCAAAUCAGUGUCACAGAACUGAGAGAAGCCAUGAAAAAGCUGAUGGGAGAGCAGCUGAACCCCAGAGAUAUUGACGAUAUUCUACGAGAUGCCGACCUCAACGGAGACGGACUGGUUGAUUUUGAAGAGUUUGUGAGGAUGAUGUCCCGUUGACAGAAGCCACAGAGAAGACUUCAUUUCCUUCAUGAGAAAAAAAGGGACACACGAUUCAGCAAUCUGAAUGUUCUCAUUUUAUUUUUAAAGCACUGUUAAGCAAAAGAGUCUCUUCUCAAAAGAGAAGUGUUGUAAUUGUACUGUUUAAUUGAUAUUUU